GGGUACCUCAAACCAACUCCAUCAUACCCCCUGUGAACGCGACAUCACGACAUCGUUAAAGACCCAGAUGCCCUCCAACGAAUAAACAACACUCCCCCAGAGCUGAGCUGCAACACAAGCAAUGUGGCCCACCAGCAGCGUCUCCAGCCUCCAAAAGACGUAUGACGAGACUUAUCUGAAAUGCUCAACCGCCGUCUACUACGAGAGCCAGGGAGACGAAAAAGAGGCAAUGGUAUGUUGGAGGAACGCCCUCGACCAGAUACGGCAAACUCCAGCGAUCAAAAAACAGAAUAAUCACUCCAAUAAAUCCGAAACAGAACGUGCCUUGUAUGAAAGCCUUAGGGAGUUGGAAGUACAAUGUAAAGAAAGGAUCGAUCUUCUCGAAGCCCUUAGGAUAUCGCGAGAGGACGACCCAUCAUUACAGCUCACACAAUCUAUCAAUGCCACUGAAACUAAUGCGAGUAGUCGGUCAAACACAAAUACACCAGAGAGGGGCUGGAUUGGUGAUGGGACGAUACCUGCUAUAACAUAUACGGAAUUAUCUAAACCACCACUUCCCAAGCGGCCUUCUUUCCCUUCUAGAGCCUCGUCAGAACAGGCGGUGGUGGGGCUCCGCAACGCAAUGAUGGAUCAAGACCUAUCACCUUCGGGGGCGAGGCCACCUGCACUACCUCCAUACGGUACAUCUACUCCUAGAAAGAGGUCCUCUAGAUCACCUAGUCCAGAGAAGCAUACGAUGAGAACGACUCUGCGGUCCAGCAGACAAGAAAAGCCACACAAAUCAAAAUCCACACCAUCCAAGCUAAGCAGGGGUCCCGGUGCUAGCAAAGCAGCUACUUUGGCGUGGAGUAACCUGGAACGGGGUUCAUCGACAGAUGCGAUGAGUUCGUCAUCAAAAGUGCCUGAUCCACGACGACCUCAGGAGCAGAUGCGGAAGAGUUCCUCGAGGCAUUGGGACAGCCACACAAGAAGAUUAGUGACCUCUCCUGAAGCUUCUGGGACUGCACCCAUUGGCACCCGCCCGAGUCCUGAACCAUCAGCACGAAACUCGGGCGAUUACUCAUCUACUACUACUCCAUCCUCUCUUGCCCUAGGUGCCGCCUCAAGCGCCCUAGGAGCGUUAGUUAUCCAAGAACGACAAGAAUCCAGCCCUUCGACAACUCGAGCAGAACGGAGAUCUCCGUCUAGAAAAACAACCGGGUUGAGUUUAGAGGACACAAAGUUUGCCACUCCUCGAAUACCGGUAUCAUCAGAUGCCUCCCUGAGAGCAGGUUCCAGUUCGAAACAGAGUCCCGUAAGGAGAAAGCCUUUAGAUCACGGUAGAGCGUUUGAACCCAACAGCGCUAGAAAGCGCGUAGGUCGGGAGAUGUCUGAUUACGACGGAAAAGAAGAUGCGUCUUCUAGUGACGGAGAAAUCAGGACGAACUCUUUCAUCCGGAAAGUUAAAGGCAAGCAGAAAGAGUCUCCUGUGUCUUCUAGCGUCGAUGGCCGCUCCUCGGCCGACUCUACUGCUGACGAAGAAAGGAAGGCAAAGGACGGAUGGGAAAAGAGGAAAAAAGCGAUGAUGAAAAAUCUACCAGCUGGGGUAGAUGAGGCGGCCGCAAAAGCAAUCUUUAAUGAAAUUGUAGUGCAUGGUGACGAGGUCCACUGGAGUGAUGUCGCCGGCUUAGAGAUCGCAAAGAAUGCACUGAGAGAAGCCGUAGUGUACCCAUUCCUCCGUCCGGAUUUAUUUAUGGGCCUCCGUGAACCAGCUAGAGGCAUGCUACUCUUCGGGCCUCCUGGGACGGGGAAGACGAUGCUUGCCCGUGCCGUGGCGACAGAGUCCAAUUCCACCUUUUUCUCCAUCUCGGCGAGUAGCCUGACGAGCAAGUACCUCGGCGAAUCUGAAAAACUGGUGCGUGCAUUAUUCGCAUUAGCGAAAAUGAUGGCACCAAGUAUUAUAUUCGUUGAUGAGAUAGACUCCCUUCUAUCCCAGCGCACGGGAUCUGGGGAGCAUGAGGCCACGAGGAGGAUCAAGACCGAGUUUCUCAUUCAAUGGAGCGACUUACAACGAGCUGCUGCGGGUCGCGAAGGCACAGGCGGAACGAAUAAGGAGCGAGGUGAUCCAAAUAGGGUACUAGUAUUGGCAGCUACCAACUUGCCAUGGGCGAUUGACGAAGCAGCAAGGCGAAGAUUCGUGAGGCGCCAAUAUAUUCCGCUACCAGAAGCAGAAACCAGAACCACUCAGUUGAAGACAUUGCUCGGCCAACAGAAGCAUAGCCUCACAGACACCGAUAUUGCAGAAUUGGUGGACUUAACAGACGGCUUCUCCGGCUCAGACAUCACCGCAUUAGCUAAAGACGCAGCAAUGGGACCUCUUCGCGCCCUAGGCGAGGCUCUCCUCCACAUGACAAUGGAUCAGAUUCGACCUAUAGAACUCGCAGACUUCAAGGCGAGCCUUCGUAUGAUCCGCCCUAGUGUUAGUAGGGAAGGACUUCAGGAAUAUGAGGAUUGGGCAAGGAAAUUCGGAGAACGGGGUGGGUAAGAAGUUCCUCACGGGAGACACCCACGCCAUAAAUAUUGUACUUAUUAGACGGCGAAACGAGAUAAAGGGGUGGCAAUGGGAAAUUGGCGUUUUUGGUAGCUAGGAGAUGACUGGUGGAUGGGUUGAAAUACGAUUCUUAGGACGAUGCAUUCAACCAAUAUGAGUUACAUAUGUAUGUUGAUGUGUCGCCCUUCCAGUUGCAUCAGUUUAUACAUAUACAUAAUUGUACAUACGAUACACUAAGAAGGUUCCCGUCUCAUCGUAGUUGAGGAAAUGAUCGAGACGGCGAGCAAGGCAAGGUAUUACUCUUUUUUCUUUCUUUCUUUUUCUUUUUUUGGUUCUUGUUUGUAAGCUUAGGUAUCUAGGUAGGUAUCCCCAUCAAGCAUACCUACGUACCGCUUUGAUCAACGCCGCCUA
This is a messenger RNA of Hypoxylon fragiforme, 2941 nucleotides long. RefSeq names its product AAA-domain-containing protein. The transcript has 3 exons. The coding region runs from base 122 to 2524 and encodes 800 amino acids. NCBI's taxonomy places the organism in Eukaryota, Fungi, Ascomycota, Sordariomycetes, Xylariales, Hypoxylaceae. Gene Ontology annotation, molecular function: ATP binding; ATP hydrolysis activity. The record is from RefSeq and is a predicted model, not a curated record.